Molecule: messenger RNA, 774 nt
Organism: Spodoptera frugiperda (fall armyworm)
Lineage: Eukaryota; Metazoa; Arthropoda; Insecta; Lepidoptera; Noctuidae
Product: cyclin-dependent kinase 11A-like
Exons: 2
Coding region: 1-774 (257 amino acids)
Biological process (GO): regulation of mitotic cell cycle; protein phosphorylation
Cellular component (GO): nucleus
Molecular function (GO): ATP binding; cyclin-dependent protein serine/threonine kinase activity
Source: RefSeq, a predicted model, not a curated record
AUGGGGCUUGUUGACUAUGACUUUACAACUAUUAUGCAGACAAAGCAUAGCAACAAGCAAUUAUUUUCUGUAGAACACGUGAAAUGCCUAAUGACGAAGUUGUUGUUGAAGGUGGUACAACACCUUCAUGACCAUCACGUGAUGCAUCGUGACCUCAAAACAAGCAAUAUCUUGCUAUCCAACAAAGGUGUACUGAAAGUGGCAGAUUUCGGGAUGGUCCGGGAAUAUGAAUUCCAUCCUCAGCAAUAUACGCCAGCCGUAGUUACGCGCUGGUACCGUGAGCCUGAAAUACUACUGCUGGUGAAAGAAUACUCCUCUCCUGUCGACAUUUGGAGUAUCGAUUGCAUCUUCGCGGAAUUGAUUAAAUUGCGGCCAUUGUUUCCCGACAAUCUCUUGAUAACAUUGCGACCACUGUUUCUUGGAAAUUCUAAAUGUGAUCAGAUAUUCAGAAUCUUCGAGGGUUUGGGAACACCUACAGACACAACUUGGCCCGGCUACAGUGAAUUACCUGUAGGUAAAAUAACGUUUAAAAAUCAUCCAACAGGCCGACUGCGGGAAACAAUGAAUAAUCGACUUUCAGACGAUGGGCUAUCCUUACUGCAAGACUUUUUGCUGUAUGAUCAAGCGGCAAGAGUGACAGCAGACGCCGCUUUGAAUCAUCCGUAUUUCGAAGAAGAGCCGGUGGCGAUGGAGCCCGCCAUGUUCCUGCCAUCGCUGUGGGCAGAGUACGUCGAGCAGAACUCCAACUCUGACACGGGAGAGGACACGCAGUAA